AUGGCAGUCCACGCCGAGGGGAUCGUAGCAAUAGUGAUCUUCUACUUGCUGAUUCUGGCCGUGGGGAUAUGGGCCGCCUGGAAGAACAAGAACUCAGGGGUGUCGGAGGGUCAGGACCGCAGUGAAACCAUCAUGGUGGGCGGGAGGGACAUCGGGUUGUUCGUCGGUGGAUUCACCAUGACGGGUGAGUUGUGACCUGGUUCAACUGCCUGGAGAGGCUGGUUUGGGGCAUGGGGCCAAUUCAGUUUUGAAUUGAAAAUAUCCCAUUGUUGUCUAUAAGGCUGUUUUAAAAUCAUGAAUAAAAAACUAUUCUUGCUAAAUUGACAGAAAUAAAAACUGAAUUGACCCCAGCCCUGUUGUUGGAGAGUAGUAGAGCAUGUAGUACCUUGUUUGUUCAAAUAUUUCCGCUGUAAACUUUAGAUGGGGGAAUUUAAAUCAGUCAUGUUCCUCACAUGACAUAAUUACAGCUGGCGUAUAAAGACAGAUGCCUCUGACUGUUUUUCCCGCACUCAGUCAGACCAGCACCGGACUAGUUUUACGCACGCUCCCAUCAAUUGUUACAAUAGGUACUGGCGAAAAUCAAUUACCUAAAUGUCAACGACGACAGCUGUUUCUAUCGAAUUAGAGUGGAGGCGAAAGAAACACACACCUAUUUAGGCGAGGUGCUGGCUAACGGAGUAGAACACUUGAAAAAGAAAAGGAGAGCCGCACACUCUAGGAGCUCAGAUGCAAUAAUUGAAUAACCUAAUAACCCUGAUGAAGACAGCUUGUCUGUUGAAACGUUGGUUAUUAGGUUAUUAAAUUAUUGCAUCUGAGCUCCUAGAGUGUGCGGCUCUCCUUUUCUAUCGAAUUGGAGAAUACAAUAUUUUGACAGGCUAUUUUAAAUGCCCCAAGCAUCAUUAGCAGAAUAAAAGCCCUGUUUUUGGGGAGAGCAACAUUAAUUGACACAAGAGUUAAUUAAAGACCCAGAGCAUUUCCUAACUAAUGUCUUUGAUGCUAUUUUAAUAACAGACCCCGGAGUUACGGGCUUUUAUAGGAGCGAAAAGUAAUCAAUUAUUUAUUUUCCGCUAGUUAGAGAAAUGCUAAUUAAAAUAAUUGUAAUUGAUCUACGUGAACUGUUUCAUAUUAACUCAGCAUCUGCAUUUCAUAUUAAUUUGAUCUAUUAACGUGGCAUAACAUCUAGAUUAUUAACGCUCUGUGAUUUAUUGACUAAAUAUAAAACGUUACCAAUAUACCAAAUGUUAUCAAUAUAUUUGAUUAUAAGAUAUUGAUUGUACAAUUUAUUAGUACAGUGUGGCUCUAAAAUGAAGUCUAUGGAAACACAACAUUAUAAAGACAAUUCAACAAUUUUAUAUGUUUUGUUUGUGUGUGCAAGGCUAAAUAAUGUGUGUUACAUAUUUGUAUCUUGAACUGUGAUGAACCUCUCCUUCAGCUACAUGGGUGGGCGGCGGCUACAUCAACGGGACGGCGGAAUAUGUCUACCUGCCUGACUUCGGCCUGGCCUGGGCACAGGCUCCCUUCGGAUAUGCCCUCAGUCUGGUAAUAGGUAAGAACAUGAUAAAUUAGUGUUCAACACUUUCUGUCUCCUAUAGUGACCGAAGUUCCUUAAUGAUGUGUCUCUCUUGUGCUCCAGGUGGCCUGUUCUUCGCCAAGCCCAUGCGCUCCCGGGGUUACGUCACCAUGCUGGACCCGUUCCAGCAGAUAUAUGGGAAGCGCAUGGGGGGGCUGCUCUUCAUUCCUGCGCUCAUGGGGGAGAUCUUCUGGUCCGCUGCCAUCUUGUCAGCGCUGGGUAGGCCACAGUCAGAGAGUCAGGGUUGUGGACAAUUCAAUUUCAACAUCAUCAAUUAAAAGGGAAAAUCUUCAUGGAAAAUGGCAUCUGAUUGUGUAUGUGUGUAUGUCCAUGUGUUUUGUCUAGGGGCUACUCUGAGUGUGAUUGUGGACAUUGAUAUCAACAUGUCAGUGGUGAUCUCAGCCCUAAUAGCAAUCUUCUACACCCUGGUGGGAGGGCUGUACUCUGUAGCCUACACUGACGUGGUCCAACUCUUCUGUAUCUUCCUGGGACUGGUGAGUGUACCUGAUUUGCCCAGCUCCACAAACCGGAAGAAAGGCAAUUCACCUUUAUUUCAUCUGUCUUUCUCUCUCUCUCUGUCUGUCUGUCUGUGUCUCUCAGUGGGUCAGUGUGCCGUUUGCCCUGUCCAACCCAGCCGUGUCAAGCAUCAGUGUGACAGCUAAAGAGGCUGUGUACCAGACACCUUGGCUGGGCAAGAUAGACUCAGCAGACACCUGGAUGUGGAUCGACAACUUCUGUCUUCUGGUACAUCAUCAGUCACUAUAAUUAGCAGUAAAUUAUAUUGACUAUAAUGUAAUUAUGGUUAUGUUUGGAGUAUAUAUUCACUAUAAAGCUGUGUGUUGGUUUGUUUUGUAUUGUGUGUAUUGACUGUGGUGUUUCUGUCCCUAGAUGUUGGGGGGGAUUCCGUGGCAGGUGUAUUUUCAACGGGUUCUCUCUGCCUCUUCGGCUACCUACGCCCAGGUUCUAUCCUUUAUUGCUGCCGCAGGCUGCCUGGUCAUGGCUGUCCCCUCCGUCCUCAUAGGAGCUAUAGGAGCCUCCACAGGUACACACAUGCACACACAAACACACACACACAAACACUUCCUCAUUGAGUUAAUGAAACAUUACAAGACAUUUUGUUCAAAUAUCCAUGAGUCCACACAUUAUUUACUAAAGGAAAAUAUGAUCAAAAAACACAUCGUUCUCUAUUAGCUUGUUCCCACAACGUAGUUCAGCUCAGAUGUAUAAACCAACAGGCAGGAUACAGUGGGACGUAAACAACACCAGACGGCUCCUGUCAUACAGCACGAAGAGGGAGAUGUGACUUCUGUGAAUAUUACAUCAGAAGGAAGACUAAUUAAUUAGGUUGAUCUGAAGAUUCUUCAUCAAAGUUAAUCGACAGCUGUUUGUUGAGGUCGAGAGGAGAGAGGGAAAGGGGGAGGGAGAGAGAGUGAGAGAGAGAGAGUGAGAGAGAGAGAGAGAUAGAGAAAGAGAUAGAGAGCAAGUGAGAGACUGACUGAGGAUAUGACUGAGAGUAGGUGUCACGGACGAGUGAGGAAACGGGGAAGGGAGGAGUGAAAGAAUGGAGGGGGAGAUAAGGUACUCAGAUCUCAGAUAUGUUCUGAUGGAGUGAUGAUUUAUUCCUCUGCCUCUGCUGAGAGGCGGUAUCUUUCCUGUCGAGAGACAUGCAGUCCCUGUCAUCACUGAUUAAAUGUUCAGAAUAGUGUCUUAAUAUGGCUUCUAAACUAGACAUAUUACCUAAAAGCCAGAUUCAAUCACAUAUGCUGUACAGAUUUGAGUACCCCUGGACAUAACCUACCAGUCAACAGUUUGGACACGCCUUCUCAUUCCAGGGUUUUUCUUUAUUUUUACUAUUUUCUACAUUGUAGAAUAAAAGUGAAGAAGUCAAAACUAUGAAAUAACACAUGGAAUCAUGUAGUAACCAAAAAAGUGUUAAACAAAUCAAAAUAUGUUUUAUAUUUGAGAUUCUUCAAAGUAGCCACCCUUUGCCUUGAUGACAGCUUUCCACACUCUUGGCAUUCUCUCAACCAGCUUCAUGAGGUAGUCACCUGGAAUGCAUUUCAAUUAACAGGUGUGCCUUGUUAAAAUUUAAUUUGUGGAAUUUCUUUCCUUCUUAAUGCGUUUGAGCCAAUCAGUUGUGUUGUGACAAGGUAGGGGUGGUAUACAGAAGAUAGCCCUAUUUGGUAAAAGACCAAGUCCAUAUUAUGGCAAGAACAGCUCAAAUAAGCAAAGAGAAACAACAGUCCAUCAUUACUUUAAGACGUGAAGGUCAGUCAAUCUGGAAAAUUACAAGAACUUUGAAAAGUGCAGUCGCAAAAACGAACAAGCUCUAUGGUGAAACUGGCUCUCAUGAGGACCGCCACAGGAAAGGAAGACCCAGAGUUACCUCUGCUGCAGAGGAUAAGUUCAUUAGAGUUAACUGCACCUCAGAUUGCAGCCCCAAAAAAUGCUUCUCAGAGUUCAACUAACAGACACAUCUCAACAUCAACUGUUCAGAGGAGACUGUGUGAAUCAGGCCUUCAUGGUUGAAUUGCUGUCUAAAAUACAUUUUGAUUUGUUUAACACUUUUUUACUACAUGAUUCCAUAUGUGUUAUUUCAUAGUUUUGAUGUCUUCACUAUGAUUCUACAAUGUAGAAAAUAGUUUUAAAAAAUAAAGAAAAACCCUUGAAUGAGUAGGUGUGUCCAAACUUUUGACUGGUACUGUAUACAUUUUAUAAAGCCUGUCCAUAUACAUUUUGGUCUAAAAGUAUGUAAACUACUAGCUUUGACUGUUGUCUUCCCCAGAUUGGAACCAGACUACAUAUGGGGCAAUUCCUCCCAAAGAGAAGGACCAAUCAGAUAUGAUCCUGCCCAUCGUGCUGCAGCACUUGUGCCCGCCCUGGAUCUCCUUCUUUGGUCUGGGGGCAGUGUCUGCUGCUGUGAUGUCAUCAGCUGACUCCUCCAUUCUAUCGGCCAGUUCCAUGUUCGCCAGAAACAUCUACCAGCUGGCCUUCAGACAGUCUGUGAGGUCACACACACACACACACCACACACAGAGAUGCAAAAAUUCAACACUAAAGUCGUGUUUCUGUUUCUGAAAAUAAAGCUUUUUCAGUAAAUAAUUCAGUCGUAACGAUCCCAAAAAGUUUUUGUCUUCUGUUAAUAAGUCACUGCCAAAUAUUCAAAUCUAAUUAUUCAAUAUGCAGGUUUCUAUUACAAACUAAUAUCUAACACAAACUACACUGUUUUAUUUAUGUAUUUAAAUGUUUACGUAGGUUAUUUGCACAUAUUCAAAUACAUUAAACAGAAGAGGGAGGAACGAAAAUAGAAAUGUUCAGAAAAUAGAAAAACUGAAACAGUCUUUUCUCUCCUCCCCCAUAGGCGACAGACCGUGAGAUCGUGUGGGUGAUGCGUAUCACCAUCUUCGUGUUUGGAGCUCUCGCCACCGCCAUGGCGUUGCUAACAGGGACCGUGUACGGCCUGUGGUACCUGAGCUCUGACCUGGUGUACGUCAUCAUCUUCCCCCAGCUGCUCAGCGUGCUCUUCAUCAAGGGAACCAACACUUACGGCUCGGUGGCCGGCUAUGUCUUCGGUCUGCUGCUGCGUAUCGGGGGAGGGGAGCCCUACCUCAAACUACCCCCCUUUAUCUACUACCCCGGCUGGGUGCAACAGGAGAAGAUCCACCACCUGACUGGAGACGUGGAGUACUUCAUCCAGCAGCGCUUCCCCUUUAAAACGGUUUCCAUGCUGGCCUCGUUCCUGGGUAACGUGGCCUUCUCCUACCUGCUCAAGUACCUGUUUGAGUCUGGGACUCUGUCUCAUAAGUAUGACUUCAUGGAUGCUGUUGUGUCCAAACACAGUAAGGAGAUCAUGGACAAGACCACGCUGGUCAGUAAUGACAUCAUCAUCCUGUCGGAGAUGGCGCCGGUCAAAACACGCCUCAGCAACUCAAUGGUGGGGACAUUUACGAACACAGAGGCUCUCAGUGACGAUGAGGAGUCCAGCCCCGAGUCCUUAAACAACGACCACGAAUAG
Molecule: messenger RNA, 5585 nt
Organism: Coregonus sp. 'balchen'
Lineage: Eukaryota; Metazoa; Chordata; Actinopteri; Salmoniformes; Salmonidae
Source: the annotation of a GenBank genome assembly